UCACCUGCACUCCUCCUCUACCAAAGCACAGCCUCAGCACCCAACACCAUGUGUGGCAGCUACUACAGAAACUACUAUGGCGGCCGCGGCUAUGGAUGCUGUGGCUAUGGAGGCCUGGGCUAUGGCUAUGGAGGCCUGGGCUGUGGCUAUGGCUCCUGCUGUGGCUCUGGCUUCCGCACCCUGGGCUGUGGCUAUGGCUGUGGCUAUGGCUAUGGCUCCCGCUCCCUGUGUGGCUGUGGCUAUGGAUGUGGCUCUGGCUAUGGCUCUGGCUUUGGCUACUACUACUGAGGCUGUCAUGGAAGACUCUCACCUUAUACAACUGAUACCAAGAUUCAACAGUUUUGAAGCCCACGUCUAUCAGCCUCAGGCUUCAGUGAAGAUUGUCCUGUAAUGGGAGCUCCUGUGGGUUGCUAUGACCUUUGUGAAUCCUAGUCAUUGCCUCCUGUAGGAGACUGACCACAUGAAAUUCUUUGGAGAUUUCACAACUCUGGUCUCCUCAGUGUGAUGGCUUCAGAAAAACUGCCUUGAUAACUUUCAUGAGAGAACUUGUUUCUUUGGCCCAAAUAAACUUCUUCAAUCUAAAA
This is a messenger RNA of Cavia porcellus (domestic guinea pig), 584 nucleotides long. Its product is annotated as keratin-associated protein 6-1-like. The transcript has a single exon. Bases 49 to 288 code for a protein of 79 amino acids. The record is from RefSeq and is a predicted model, not a curated record. Gene Ontology annotation, biological process: keratinization. NCBI's taxonomy places the organism in Eukaryota, Metazoa, Chordata, Mammalia, Rodentia, Caviidae.